This is a messenger RNA of Linepithema humile (Argentine ant), 12589 nucleotides long. NCBI's taxonomy places the organism in Eukaryota, Metazoa, Arthropoda, Insecta, Hymenoptera, Formicidae. The record is from RefSeq and is a predicted model, not a curated record.
GUGCCGUUUUAAGUAUCGCGCGAUUUUCGUAUUCAAGUACGCAUGCGAGCAAUGCAUGCGCCGCGAACGCGUGUGAUUCAAUGUGAGUGCUUCGAAGGACCACUGAGAGGAAGAGGAUGCUCAGGAGGAGCAUCGGGCGCCGGCGGAGCAACUUUACGAUAAAUUUUGGUGUCGUGCUUCCAAUCAUUAUAUUCGUUUCGUCGUAAUUUCGUAAUAUUAAAUGAGUGUCGGGAGUGUCGUUAAUGCCGGGAGUGCCGUAAUAGUUUCGCGCGAGUACGAAACGCCGUUCUAGCGAAUCGUAAGACGAACGCAUUUCACCAAAUGAUUAAUAUUGGGACACGAUUAAGGGAUUUUUUUCUUCUUUAUUUUGGGCUUGGCUUUGGGGGAUAACUAUUUGCACCUUAUCUUCUUUGAACUUACCUUUUAUCUUCCGUUUUGAAAGAUUCGUGCCCCAAUUGGAAAAUGCGGUCGUCUAAAACGCGGACGGAAUUCGCGCGUAACGUUGCAAGUUGUACAGUUCGGUUCGAUUCGCCUGCGACGUCGGGAGUGUCGUUUAAAGAAUCGCGCGAUUUUCGUAUUCGGACACGCUCGCGAGCAAUGCGAGCAUUAUCGCGGACGCGUGUGAGUGCCAUGAAGAAGCAGGAGGCCCAGGGGGCAUCGGGCGACGUCGAAGCAACAUUGUGAAUACUAAUUGAGCUAUUAACAUGGGAGAUAGAGAGGAUGCCGGUAUGAGGAUGUUUCAUGCAACGGCAAUAAGAAGCGACCGGUCGAUUAUACUCGCAAGCGGCAUUUAUCUUCCCAGGGAUCGAUAAAAGGGAUCUCCUGUCAGGAUUUGGAAGUGACGUAGUCGUGCCGGGUCUCCCUGCUUGAUGGCCGUUGUGGUGCAAUCAGCCCAAAUAAGGGCCAGGAGAGAGCGAGGCGGCGGGAAGCCGAUGUCACGCCGCGGGAUACACUGGCGUCCCGCAGUUCUUAAAGGCGAAAUUCACCGACAACCACGACGGCGGGGUGUACGUGUCAAAGUAGUUGACGAGCCCUCGUUGUCUCGUCCCGACCAUCGCCCGGCCAGCCAACCCCUUGGAGAGAGUUCGGAGCUCUCCAAGCGUCAUCCCCUUUCGAACCCGGGAGCUGAAAAAUGGCGACCGAUGGCCAUAUCGAAUCCGUCCACCAAGUUGCGAAUGGCAAGAUCGAUGCCCCAUUGGGUCAUGCAGCAGCAGCAACAACGGGAAGCGGAGCAGCAGCAACGCCGGCCCCCGUCGCCGCCGAAAAUCCCACCACCGUCACUCUCCGGAGAUUGUGGUGACCCCGACUACGAGAUUAUCGAGUUCCCGACCCGACCGCAAGCCCAGAAAUCCUCCCCGACGCCUGCCAAGUCGAGCGCCGGUAAGUGCGCCCUGUGCGGCACCGAGAAUCUCUUCGCGCGAUGCGACACGUGCAACGCCAACUUCUGCGAGGCCUGCGACGACAUGAACCACAAGCACCCGAAGCGGAAGGGUCACGUCCGCAGGAGGAUCCUGACCGAUCAAGCUUGCCGAAGCCGACCGCCGCUCCCGCCGAAGGGCGAGAACCUGUUGAAUCCACCGCCGAUCCCGCCGCCGCGCAGAAAUCGCAAAACCACUCAGGCUAAGUCAGCGCUAGCCAAAGGAUCUGCGCAUCUCCCUUUGCUCGACAAAGUCGGAACCUUGAAGCACAACUUUUGCAAUGCAAGACCAGGGUCCUCGUCGUUGGACCCGGGUGCGAGAGUGUCGAAGUCUACGAAUACUUUGAACACAUCUUCCAACGAUGCUUCUGGAACGGAUAAAAUGACCACGCUUCAGGAGAGAUACAGAAAAUAUCAGGAAGCGAUGAGAGCCCAAGACGCGAACAGACGAAGACAUCCGUCUACCGACACCUCGAGGGACACUUUGAGCGGAAGACCGCUCAGCGUAGGUAGUCCGAAAUCAGCACCACCGCUUCCACCUCCGCCACCACCUAGAGCCAUGAUACAAUCAGCCAGCGUUUGCGACUUGUCCGCCGCUCACAUGUGGAAUCCGGGAAUGCAUCAGGCCCAAUCGAUGGCACAUUUGGGGCCCGGAGGUGUGCCGAUGAUGUGGUAUCCGCCGGCUAACUCCGGCUGGGACAUGUCGAUGGGAGGCUCCACCGUGAGUCUGCAUCACCCGAACAUGUGGGGAUAUCCUAUGGGCUAUCCGUCAGCGCAGAUGCUGCCCCCGCAUUACCCGGGAUCUCUUUCUAGAGCGCACAGUCCAGCUCGGAGCGUGAAAUCCAGCAGAAGAUCGAGGGCGCCGUCACCAUCUCCCAGUCUGAAGUCCAAAAAGUCGUACGCGUCGCGAUCACGAUCGAGGCGAUCGCCCGGGUCGCCGUCGGACGCGAGUUCGGAGAACUCCGAUGAGUCCGACGUAGAUGACAGACUCUCCCGCGGGUCCAGAAGCAGACGCGGCAGCGUGCCCAGAAGCAUACGGCAACGAAGCUACCACGACGACGAUGCACGAAGUAUCGCGUCUAGAAGCCGACGGGAAAGAUUGAUAUCCGAGGAGAGAAUGAUGAGUGGCGAGGAUCAAUGGUCCGAGAGUCAAUCUAGCAAACGAUACUCGACGCCGUCGAGAAGCUACGAUGAUUAUCAGAAGAGCAACACCGUCGCCUCGGGACGUCGUUACAAUCAGGACGAUCGCUCGGCUGCCAAGACGGAUCCUCGGCUGGAUCGCGUGCAGAACGGGACCUAUCGCGACCGUCAAAGACGAAGCACCGACGAGGAGUCUUCCGAUCGAAAAGUAAACGCGCCUGGACGAACGCGCGUGACGAGUUCAUCCGACGAUCAUUUUGAGCGAGUGGAGAACGCUUUAAAGAGGGCCUCGUCCCUUCGAAGGGACAUAAUGCUGGACGAUCUAGAGCGCUCUUCUACACGUCGCGAUUCUCGCAGAUCAUCCUUCGAAAGCGACGGUCAAGUGAGAAAGACGCCUUCUCGGGAUGUGACAUCGCCGAGAAGAACGUCGGAAGAGCGAGCGCGUCUUCUGGAAAGACAAUCUUCCCAAGGUGGACAUUCAGAUCGCACGAACAAGGACGAGAUCGAAUCGCGCUCGACGAGGAGGGAACAGCAGAUCCGCGACAUCUCGCGAGAUCGCGAGCUCCUCGCGAGAAGAGAUUCGUUCCAGCGAAAGGAUACUCCCGAUGACGUAGACAGGAUCUCCGCCAAACGAAGUUCCGGCAGAUCCUCCCUUGAAUCCGACAAUCAGAGUCUCAAAAAGACACCUUCCAAGGAGACACCGACGAGAAAACACGAGGACGGCAAAGAUUGGAAUUUACCUAGAAUCAACGAUCUUCAAAUUACCAAUCGUCAGCGAUCGAUCGAGAGAAGUCAGCAGGUGAAAGAUUCUAUACGAACGGCUGAAGCUCAGCAGAAGAGACAAGAGAGCGGCGAUACGAAGCAGCAGCAGCAGCAGCAGCAGCAGCAGCAGACGCGAAGAUCUCAGCCUCGAGAGGAUCCAGCGAAGACAGAGAUGAUCGAAAGUCACUCGAAAGUCACCAAUGUGGCAUCGAAAAAAACCGUAUCUAACGAGGCGGCGGGUUCGAUGGAAAUUCCGAAGGAAGAAUGGGCCUGCGAGCACUGCACGUUCAUCAACAAGAUCAACGAUCGCGUGUGCGUGGUCUGCUGCAAGACGAGGAGCAGCGCGCUGCCGCCGAGCACCUUGGAAGACGAUCCCUCGGAGGCCGAUCAAGCCGAAGCGCAAGCGCCGAAGAAUGAAACUCCGAGCAGCGUCGGCAAUCCCAGUCCCGAUCUUGAGAAGCGAGCCAAUCUUCCGAAGAUCUCGAACAGCGAAGAGAGCGGCGACAGCGGAUCCGUCAAGAACAAAGAUGCGAUCGCUCCAGACAAUGAUCCUCCCGUAGAAAGCUCUGAGAUUACGGCUGUAGUUCCGCAAACGAGAGAAGUGUCGUCGGAAUUGGCAGCCGCGACAUCACCAGUUGAUGAGAAAUUAUCGUUAGAAGCAGCAUCCUCGACGUUAACGUCUUCUUCGACUGCGAAUACCUCCCAGACAGACACGAGCACCGCGUCACAGGGGGAAAAAACUCGAAGGAAGCUUUUAAAGAGCCAUUCGGUAUCCACGGGAACGUCUCCUCCGCCGCAAAGUAUCUCGACUCAAACGUACGAUUAUCUGCCUGCGAAAGGGACUCUAGGAAGGUCCGCGUCGGUGGCGACGUCAAAGAGCUAUUUAUAUUACGACGACAGCGACGGAGAGGCGGAGCGUCUGUUCCAGGAGCAGAGCGGAUUCGCGAAUAGUCCCGAUCUGUACCCGCGGGCGCUCCAGGAACAGUAUCUUCAGCAGCUGAUAACCGGUCAGCGGAGCCGAGAGCGGACCCGAAGAAACUCCAUCGAUUCGUCCCACCUCUAUUAUCGUUCCAGGGAGCCCAGCCAGCCGCGAUACGUGGAGGCAGGCUCCAGUUCCGGCCAGCAAGGAGUCUCCACGCUGACGCGACAGGGAUUGGAAAUAGUGGAGCUUUUGCGGGAAGCCGAGAAGCAGGGAUUCACGACCGACGACGUUCAAGUCGCACUGGCGCAGGGCGCGACGAAUCCGAUCGAGUGGCUGCAGACGCAGUGGCCGCAUCUGGUGGAUACGGUGCGGGUCCUGGCGAUCACGCAGGGCAAGGAGCUGAGGGAGAACAGCGUCGGCAUCAUCUCGCCGGCCGAAGCGAAAGAGGCUCUACGAUCGGUCAAAGGUGAUAUGUGGAACGCCGUCGCGGCGGCCGUCCAGCGCAGACAGCAGAAAUGCGAACAAAUCAUGGCGAAAGGGAAUUUCACGCUCGCGGACGUUGUCAGAGCCCUCGAUAAUAAUGCCGGCGUCGAGGACGCCGCUUUGCUCGAGCUGCAGAAAAAUCAGCUCAAGCCCUUUUUAAUGAGGAUCUGGGGUCCUCCGGUCGGGGUGGAAAACGACGAGGCUGCACCGCACGAAGAUGCAGCGGGUGCGGUCGGCGGUGGGACGGGGGUUUACGUGGAACAAGUGCCGAAUGUGCCCGACACAGAGGCGCAGAAGCAGGUAAUGUCACCAAUUGUUGAUCAUUUCGUGGCGUUGCAGGCCGACUUUCAAAAGCAACUGGCGGCCCUCAGAGAACUGACCGAUAACUGGCGACUCGAGAAAGAUCCCCCGAACAAACUGGGUAAUAAUAAGUCUGAUAAUCUGUACGACCGCUCUGACGAUGGUAGCACUGUUCUAAUCGAUGCAAAUCUGGUCCCAAGGGCCGUACAACAAGCGCCCGACGUAGCGGGCGAUCUUGUUACGCGGCAGGCAACCGUAGAUUCGCGGGAAGAGUACUCAUUGAACGCUACGAAACCGCUCGAAGACCAGAAGGUAGAUGCCGCGUCGCCCGUCGAAAUUCCCGCAACAACCGCAGUCGAUGAUACCGCGAGAAAAAACGCAACGGACUCACUUGCGCCCGAUUCUUCGAAAAGUGACGAUAUCGGCCGUUCCGUUGGAGAAACAUCGACGACCGAUGGGGACAAAGCUGUCGCACGAGUCACCGAAUCCGAUCUGCCGAAACUCGACGGAAGCGCGAGCAACGAUACUCGGAUAAAACCAAUCGCGGAGUCGCGCGAAGAAGAGAAGAAGGAAACGCGUGCGGACGCGUUAUUGAUUAAUGAGACUACAGUAGCAGGCGGCGUCGCGAACGCACCGUUGCCGGAAGAAGAACAGGAAAGGUUAUCGCCGAAUAGUGCCGUGGGUGAAGCAUCCUCGUCGCCCGAAGCUUCUGCGCUCGACACAAUGAGCACGGAACCAGGUCAGUCCUCUCUACCGCGCCAGAAGACUUUGAGCACUCCUGAAUUGCCUAAUACGGCGGGAGGGAGCGCCGCGACGGGGAACAACAAGACACUCGUGGAAGUUGGGAAGUCUACGGAAUUCAACGGAGCACUUCGGAUCUCUUUCGCGGACUCGAGUGCUCCCGGGCAGGUCGAUAUAUCGCAGCAGCAGACGUCGUCGCGGAGCGAGUCCUCGAUCGUGGCUACGGCGGGAACGAAUGCAUCGGAAAAGGACCCUCCUGUGUCUGAUCAGCAUGUUUUAGAGGAGAUUCCCAGACAGGACGAGACGCGCGUCGUGGCGGUGGAAGCUCUGCUGUCCGCCGUGAAAUCGCUGCCGGAGCAGUUUCUGACACCCUUCAUAACGGCGAUGCAAAUGCUGUCGCCGAAAAAGCCGGGGGAAGGCGGAGACGCCGGCGUAACUUCUGACGUUCAACUCAUGAACCGAUUAAAUACUUUGCACAGCGCGAAGACCGAAGACUUAAAUGGCACUCCUGAGGCUGAAAUAAUCGACACGGCGGACGAUAUUAACGAGGAGAAGCUUAUUUCGGCGACAAUGCCUGAAGACAAACUUCAAGCAUCGCAAUUGCGGGGGAAAACUGAUGAACGCGAGAAGAGCCCCGAAAAAUCGAGAAGCAGCAAGACAAUCGAUAAGGAAAUUACGAAAUCUAAGGUCCCGCGGUCUCGAAUGGCAAAGUCCCGGUCGAGCGUUCCGGAUAUUAAGCAACAGCACUGGGAUGUCAGAUCGGUACGUACAGACACGGAUGUGCCUAACAUUUCGCAGACUAACAUCGCAACGGAUCUGACACCCGAAACGUUUUCGGAUUCGGUGGACUUAAAGUUAAGAGACAGAGACGCUUCCGAAGAGACGCUGACUGCGAAUGAAGCGGUCACGUCAGUCGUCGAGGUAGCUGCGCCAACGGCCGAGACGUCGCAAGCGGGCAUCGUGAGAGGAAUACGUUCACGUAAGAAUUCUUUAGAAAUAGCUGGGACGCCUGCGGAAAAUAAUAUUGAAGAAAAAUCUGCCGUGGGCGAAAGCGUGUCGGCGGAAAGAUCAGUUGGAGAAGCGCCCGCAGGUGAAUCAUCGAGUUCUCAUGCGCAAUCGUUAACAGCAUCCCCAACGUGUAAUCAAUUUGUCACCCGGGAGUCUGUCGAGCACGCAAUCGCAUCCGACGAUACGCUGACCGACGCGUCAUCAUUAUCAUCAUCAAAGGAAGCGGAGAACACUUCCGUCGCGUCGAACGAGAGGCUUUUCGCUGAUAACGCAGUCAUUGAUUCGUCUCAAAGUAAAAUCUCAUCCGCUUCUGUUAAUGAUUCUAACGCGGAAAAAUCUCAGACGCAAUCGAUAAUCGACACGAACAUCUCACAAGUAAAUCCGAUCGUUCACGAUUCUCACGCUGAUCAUUCGCCCAUUUGCGAAACGAUAAUAAACGCGACUAAUGAGCAAUCCGCGACAAACGAUAUUAACAAACAAGAUAAGGGACAAUUAAACGAUUCGCCUCACGUUGCACCGCUCUCGUCGACUUUACCUUUCGCAAAAAUUCCCCCGUCUAUCGAAGUAUUCGAUAAUCUGGAAACGACGUCGCGUCAUGAUAAAACUGAUACAAAGCCAAUUGUUGCGAAAAAUGCGGUGCACGUUUCAGAAAAAGUAGAACAGACAAUUUCGGUCACAUAUCACACUCCCGUGAACGACGAUAAAAAUGAAACUACGUUGAAAGAAAACGUGCCCGUUGAGCAAAACGCGACCAAUGAUUUAUCCAUUACUCGAUUACAAAUCGAUGAAAGUAUCCCACUAUUAACAGACUCGCAUACGCUAGCCGUGGCGAAUUUUAAUAAUCUCCACGAUCGAAAACAGGAAAUUAUAUUUGUCUCGGUGAAAUCUGACAGCUCGACGAUAGAACAAACGUCGGACGUUCAAUCUUUAAAGGAUACAGAGGUCGAUAUUAGUCGCGAUGAAUUAUCCACUCCGAUAAAUAAUCAGAGAAUAAUUAUACCUUUAAACGAUCACUUUACACAAGCAGAAACGAUGCAACUUUCCGCGCCAGGGAAUAUCGGUGUCGAUGCUCGCUCCGAAAACAUUUCUCAUCAAAUAUCAAUUACCUCAAAUGAUCCAAAAUUUUCAAAAGACACAGAAAUUUUAAAUAAUAAUAGAACCGAAUCCGUCGAUAUCUCUGAAACUUUAAAACCCAUUCUCGAUGUAGAAUCCAUUGCGAAUACCGAAACUUCCUCCGACGAAAAUACACAUAAUCAAUUAUACGAAUUAACGAAUAACAAUAAUAUCUUGAACGAUGUGCUUCCCCAAUUAUCUGCGGGAGAUUCCCUUGCCGCAAAUUCGAACGGAAACAUUUCGUAUUCUAUCGAGCGCGAUGAAAAACUUUGUUUCAAAGACGAAACUUCUCAACCUCCCAGAGAUCAAGAUACGCGUACAUUAAACUCGGCGGCGGGCAGUAUCUUGCGAGCGCUGAAAAAUUUCAAUAUAUUUUUUACAUCACAGACCGAGAAAAAAGAUACUUCCUUAACAGUCAAUGAAGACUCUUUCGCGGAUCCUAUUACGACGAAUAUCAGCGACGUGACGCCUGGAAUAUCUGAUACCUUUGAAAUAAAGAUAUCGGAAUCGCCCGUAAUAACAGUAAAUGAUUGCGCGCCGAUGAACGAAACCGCAAAUAUCGUCGAACGCGAAUCGGGUCAAAUCAUAGAUGUUGAUGCAAUCAGCAUGGAAAAAGCAAAGCAUAUUGAUUCGGAAAAUGAAAUUUCAGUCGUCGCACGUAACGAAUCAAUUGAACCACCGUUAAAAUUACCGAAUAACGAGUCGAUAAGAAAAGACACAAAACAAGUGAACCAAUUUGGUAGAAGCGUAAUAGCGAAACCUGUCGUCAAACACAGAUCGAAAUCGCCCCUUAAAAAAGUCGUCCGAAGAAAAUCGCCCGUUAAAAUAAUAAGAAAAUCAGCCGGCGUGCCAUGGAAAAAUUUAACGCAGAAAAGUGCAAGCCCGAAUAAUACAACUGUCACAAAAGCGAAGGCAACAGCUAAUGAAAUUACUAAAAAUUCGAAUCGUGCAACACAGAAUAACGAAUUGCGAACUAAAGAAUCCUUAAAGUCCGUGAGUUAUAAGACAAAUAGUAAAGCUAAAGCAACCACAAAAACACCAGAUAAGUCUAUUAAGCCGUUAAAUAAUAUUAAUGUGCAAAAAACUGCAGGAGAUAUUAAAAUAAAUGAUUGUAAAAGAAUUUCUACGUCUGAUAAAGAAAAAGUACCGAUAAUUAAUAAUGCUACUAGUGCCGAAUCGCAAAUUAAAUCAGGAAGUUCGGAGAAUAAAAAAUUUACAAAUUCUAAAAAUAAGAAAAUUGAAGAUGUCCAAAAAGAAAAAUCAAAAAUUUUAAAAACAACAGCAAUAAAAGCUUCUGAAAAUAAAAAAGAAAUUAAACAAACUACAAUUUGCGAAACUAAAAUCUGGAAAGACGAUAAAAUGUCAGUGAAAACACUUUCGACGGAAAAAAAUAAAGAUAAUUCAAAACCUAAAUCGUCUUCACCGUCAAAAAUACCCGUUUUAAUGCACCGAAGAAUCGCGCAAUCGGCAGAUACUAUCUCACCGAAUUCUUCUAAAUUGAGUGAUACGUCAUCGUUAAAGAGUAUAUCAACCAAAUUGCCAAUAGCGUCGCAAGGAGUCUCGAAAUUAGCUUUAAAAAUUCAUGGGAAUGCUAACGUAUCGAACCUACCAACCAUGCGGAAAAUCAAUUCCAAAGAGAAUUUGAAAGCGAAUCAAAUUAAAUCUAGUAAUACAAGGGCGAUUGAAAUUACAGAAAAUGCGAAAGACAAGCAAAUCUUCGAGGAGAAUCAUACUAAAGAAAGCACGGUGGAACGAGGCGAGGAGCUUCCGAAAGUUAAGUCAACGGAAUCGGAAUCGACAUUAAACGAGAAUUCACAAGCGCCGAGCUCGACGCAUAACGACCCGUUCGCGAAUCUUAGCGAACAAUUGGAAGUCGAAAACGCAAUCGAGGAAAGCUCCGAUGCUUUCAGUUCCGAUUCCGAGUACUCCGGAGAAGGCGAAGACACAGAAACGGCGAAGUAUGUUUCUGACCAUAAUUCGGAAUACAACUCCGUCGAGGAGUUCACGGAUGCGGAAUUGUUGUUAGAGAAAACGCUAAAUGAGAUAAGGUCUGAAAUAUCGGAUUCUGAGGAGGAGCAGACGAGCGAGUCCGAAGAAAGCGAGGAUGUUACUUAUUCAUACGAGACAGAGAGCUACGAUCGUGGUUCCAUAUCGUUCGAAGGUUCGGAAGGUUCGGAAGGUUCGGAAGGUUCGAUUCGAGAAGAUGAACGGGAGAUUAAGUCAAGUGAACUCGAAGAUUCGGAGGAAGAAGGCAUGUACGAAGAAUUAUCAUCUGAUAAAGAAGAGACGAGCGAACAAGAAAUCUCGGAACGACAAUUUGAGACGAUCGACGAAGAAGUCGACAAUGCGGCGCGUAACGAAGUAAAUGACACUGAAAUCAAUAUUUCGAACAAAACGGAAAGCAUAAGUUUCGAAGUUACACAAGAAGAUGGCGGAGAUAAUUUGAAACCAUUGAAGGAAGCUGUCGUGGCAAUGACAGAAUUAAGUCAGGCGGAAAUAACCGCCGAGAUCAAUGAAGAACUAUCAGAAGCGUCUCGGCAUCUCGGGACUUCAGAUUCGAAUAUCAUUAUAACAGAUUUGGCGAUAGCGUCUUCGGCAGAAGUCGAGGAAAGUACAGAAUCUAUGGAGGAUAUUCAGUCGAAAGCGCACGAUUCGAAGGAGAAUGAAACGAACCUGGAAAGUGCAAACAAAAUCCAAGAGAAAGAUCAGCCAGCAACGCGGAACGAUUUGACAAAGACGUGGAAAGUUGCGAGCGCGAAGCGCGCGAAGAUAGGCCGAAGGGCGAGCACGGGUAGUAAAGAGGUGAAAUUCGAGAGGGACGACACGUUGAAAGGGGUGGAUCGGGCGAGAGCGCCCAGGAAACGAUUUUCCCUCGUAGCCAGUUGCAUCCGUCGGUUCGAGGGCCAGGAAAAUACCGAUAGGGCGCACGUGGAAAGCAUCAUUCGCAAGGGACCAGAAUCCCCCAAAGCGGAGCGGGAGAGAAUAGCGCGUCGCCUCUUGGCGGAGGGUCGAGCUGCGAAUUACGAUGAAGCCGAGGUCGCCGCCAGUUUGCUAACCCUCAAGUUCGGUGACGCCGAGGCACUCCAGGCCGCGAAAGAAUGUUCCAGCGUGGAAUCGGCGCUGGCCUUCCUGCAGCAGGAGUGCGAGCUGUGCACCGGUCGUUUCGCAAUGAGUCAAAUGGUGUCCAUGCUCAAGUGCGUGCAUCGCUGCUGCAACGAUUGCGCGAAGAAUUAUUUCACCAUUCAGAUCAGCGACAGGAAUAUCACGGACGCCGUUUGUCCGUACUGCAAGGAACCUAAUCUCAAGGACGCGACCGAGGACGACGUUCUCGAGUAUUUCAGCAAUUUAGACAUUCAGCUGAAGACCCUGCUGGACCCGCCGAUCCACGAACUCUUCCAAAGGAAGCUCAGGGACCGGACUCUGAUGCAAGACCCGAAUUUUAAAUGGUGCAUUCAGUGCUCGAGCGGAUUUUACGCCGAUCCCGAUCAAAAGCGUUUAAUCUGUCCCGAUUGUCGAUCUGUCACUUGCGCCUUUUGUCGAAGACCGUGGGAGAAACAACAUGAGGGAAUCUCGUGCGAAAAGUUUGCCGCUUGGAAGGACGAGAAUGAUCCUGACAAUCAAGCCGCAGGUUUGGCCAAACAUUUGGCCGAUAAUGGCAUCGAUUGUCCCAAGUGCAAGUUCCGUUACUCUCUAUCUCGAGGAGGUUGCAUGCAUUUCACGUGCAGCCAGUGUAAAUAUGAGUUUUGCUGCGGUUGCGGCAAGGCCUUCAUGAUGGGAGCGAAGUGCACGGUUAGCCCUUAUUGCGCCAAACUAGGCCUGCAUGCCCAUCACCCGCGCAAUUGUUUCUUCUACCUUCGUGACAAGGAACCCGCACAGCUGCAGCAAUUACUCCGAGAAAAUGGCAUCGAUUACGACAUCGAAGGUCCGAUCGGAGAACGCAAGUGCAAAGUGCAACUGCAGAAAGAAACGCCGACCGGAGUCGUGGACGCUGUGUGCAAUUCUGAUGUCGUCGAAGGUCACGCUGGCCUGUGCAGGCAGCACUACAUUGAGUACUUGGCGGGCCUGGUGCUCAAGGGCCGGCUGGAUCCCGUGACGAUCUUUGACUUGAACGACGCGAAGCAAGAGUUGCGCCGACGGGGAAAAGUUCCCCCUGCGAAGGACCAGGAAAUGUCCGAGCGGGAUUAUCUCGAGGCGUGCAUUCAGGUCGUAAAGCAGGAGAUUCCAUUGGAGUGACUGUGGAAUGGUAUUUCGGAAAAAAACGCGCGUGCACCCGAAGUCAUAAGUGAUAAGAGCGUAUUGUAUAGUGUAUUUAUUUUAUUUGUAUGGACUAUAAACGCUAAGUGGAAAUAAUAUAAAAUUAUAGAAUAGAUGAAAGAGUGAAAGUGUAGAGCCAUAGAACGACACCGACAUCACUUUGUCACGAAGCUAAAAAUUCAUUUAUUUUUUAACAUAACGUAAUGCAAAAUGUAUACGUUAAUUCAGCGAUGUUUUAUUUGUGACAAAAAUAUCACAAGACAGAAUAGUGUUCAUCCACAUAUGUAUCCCGUUGACAAUCAAAGAUUUACAAUAAUCAAAUGUUCUUUAAUGAUGGAUCAAAUAAUCAUUGUAGUUGUUACAAUUAAUGUUUGAAAAAAGUGUAUUUAUCUGUGCUUUGUAUAAAUAUUUUCCAAGAAAUAGACGGUUCAACCAAGAACAUUACAGUA